Molecule: messenger RNA, 648 nt
Organism: Durusdinium trenchii
Lineage: Eukaryota; Dinophyceae; Suessiales; Symbiodiniaceae
Source: the annotation of a GenBank genome assembly
AUGUCAGCUGACAAAAGGAGCUUUGUAAAUUUCUCGAGGAUGAGGGCCAGCCACAAACUACAUUUAAUAUCAACUCGGGCGAUCAGACCUGCACUUACUCUCCCUUUGAGUUUUCUACUUUUUGAGUGCUUUCAAAUCAAAGUUACCUUUGUGGUGCUCUCUGUGUGUGUGUUCUUGUGUUCACUUUCAUUGCAUGCUCAACUGCUCUCGCCAGCCGACUUCAAGCAGACCCAGACGGCCGGCUGCGCAACAUCCAGCACCAUGGCCCGACCUGUCUUUGGCUUCGCCUGUGUGGCUUUGCUGCUUUGUGCCGUCAAGGUGAUGUGCCCGAGCUUUGUCUCAGCGCCGCGCCCCAUGACGCCCAGCAUCCACCAAUCGACGGCUGUUGCAAGCAAGGUGUCAUUUUCUUCUCAGGAAGCUUUGCAGUUGCUUCAACCUGAGAUGGCCAAGCAGGUGACCCCAGCUGCAGUGAAAUCCGCCGCGCUAUCCGCAGCAUUCGCACUGAUGGCCGAACCAGCCUUCGCUGCGGAACCGGGCAGCUACGAUGUCAGGGAAGAUCAAGCACGAAUUUUCAUGGUGACUUUCUCCAUCGGCAGCUUCCUCGUGGCUGCCGGCGUGGUCUUCAUCAUUAGCAAGCUCUACGAGUGA